Molecule: messenger RNA, 986 nt
Organism: Erinaceus europaeus (western European hedgehog)
Lineage: Eukaryota; Metazoa; Chordata; Mammalia; Eulipotyphla; Erinaceidae
Gene: ID3
Product: inhibitor of DNA binding 3
Exons: 3
Coding region: 86-445 (119 amino acids)
Biological process (GO): circadian regulation of gene expression; negative regulation of transcription by RNA polymerase II; cell differentiation
Cellular component (GO): cytoplasm; nucleus
Molecular function (GO): transcription regulator activity; protein dimerization activity
Source: RefSeq, a predicted model, not a curated record
GUUGCCAGCGUGCACUGCAAGCGUUGUAAGGCUUCUCUCCAGAUUCUCUUGUUUAUUUUCAGCACCUCCAAACACGUCCCUCAGCAUGAAGGCUCUGAGCCCGGUGCGCGGCUGCUACGAGGCGGUGUGCUGCUUGUCGGAACGCAGCCUGGCCAUUGCGCGGGGCCGAACCAAGGGUCCAGGCGCAGAGGAGCCGCUGAGCCUUCUCGACGACAUGAACCAUUGCUAUUCACGUCUGCGGGAACUGGUACCCGGAGUCCCGCGAGGCACUCAGCUUAGCCAGGUGGAAAUCUUGCAGCGCGUCAUCGACUACAUCCUCGACCUGCAGGUGGUCCUGGCCGAGCCGGCUCCUGGACCCCCAGACGGUCCCCAUCUUCCCAUCCAGACUGCAGAGCUCGCUCCAGAACUUGUGAUCUCCAACGACAAGAGAAGCCUCUACCACUGACCUAGCCGUCCUGGCGCCUCCAGAACGCAGGUGCUGGCACCCGUUCCGCCUGGGACUCACUCGGGGACCUUCUACUCAGCCCGAAGCUCUUGGGCAUGGAUCGGCCCCAACCUCGCCCAGCUCAGUUGACACCCCCCCCCACAACAACAACAAAAAAAACUUGUCUCAAGGCUGGACCUGGCGUCCGGGAGCGAAGGACUGUGAAGCUGGGUGGCCUGAAGAGCUAGAGCUAGCUCUCAGCACCAGCUGGGUAACAUCACCCAGCCCCCACUCCACCCCCGUUUUGAAUACUGUAUUUUCAGAGUGUGGAGGUGUGUAUGGGAAGGGGGGGGGGGUUGGCUGCUCUCCAAACUAUGCCAAGGUAGAGCUGAUCUUUCUGGGUUCCUUGGAGAGAGACUCUGUUGCCCUGAUUAUGAACUCUAUAAUAGAGUAUAUAGCUUUUGUACCUUUUUUGCAGGAAGGUGACUUUCUGUAACCAUGCGAUGUAUAUUAAACUUUUUAUAAAAGUUAACAUUUUGCAUAAUAAAAUGGUUUUUAAAUA